This is a messenger RNA of Ectocarpus siliculosus, 2938 nucleotides long. The record is from the annotation of a GenBank genome assembly. Lineage: Eukaryota; Phaeophyceae; Ectocarpales; Ectocarpaceae.
AUGGAUGACGGGUUCAGAUCCAAUGAAAUGACUCCGGAGUUGUGCUACGAGCACUGCUCCAGCAACGGCUACGACUUCAUGGGCCUGCAAUACGGACGCGAAUGUUACUGCGGGACCGAAGAGGAGGAGAAACGGCACGUGCAGUACGGACCGGGCACUUGCGACCACCCUUGCAAAGGCGACGACAACCUUGUUUGCGGAGGGUUUUGGUCGUUCGAUCUCUACUACAUUGGAGAAACUGGGCCGGCAGAUGCCGGAGAUAGCGUCGACGACUCUUCCGAGAAGCAGGUCUUGCUGGACCUUCACAACGAGGCUAGGUGCGUGCACGGCGCGGAGCCCUUGGCAUGGGACGAAACCAUGGAGGAGACUGCCAGGGGUCACGCUGAGGAGCUCACCUCGCGGCAAAAUUGUGGCUAUUUGUUCUGGAGCGACGUGACAGCGCACGGUUACGGCGAAAACCUCUACCUGUGCUAUGGCGCGGCCGACUGCAUGAUGUACGACGGAGUGCUGGACACAAUGUACGACUAUGCAGUCGACGACGGACCUGUAACCGAGUACGACAUCCGUGCUAGGCGCAUGCUGUGGGCGUCUACAACCAAGCUCGGAUGUGCGAUCAGCUCAUGCGUCUACCAGUACAUCGACGUGGAAGUCUUGGUCUGCAACUACGACCCGAUUGGCGACUACGGGGACCCUGCAGCCAUCGAGGUAGAGGUUGGACUCCCCGAACAAUCGGAGGAGGAAUGCCAACAGGUUGCCCCGCCGGACACGCCUUCGCCCGGGACUACCCCUGCCCCCGCAGCCACCACCCCGCCGCCCUCCACUGGGGAAGAGCCUAUCCCGACAACAGCUCAACCGCUCCCUGUCACCCUCCCUCCGUCCUUCCCCACCUCCCCUCCCGUCUCCGAGACUGACCCGCCUUCACCUGAACCGGAACCAUCGACCCGUGCUCCUGUAACGCCCGAACCCACUCCGGCCCCCGUUAAACCCGAGCCCGAGCCCACUCCAGCCCCUGUUAAGCCCGAGCCCGAGCCCACUCCGGCCCCUGUUGCGCCCGAGCCUGAGCCCACUCCGGCCCCUGUUGCGCCCGAGCCUGAGCCCACUCCGGCCCCUGUUGCGCCCGAGCCUGAGCCCACUCCGGCCCCUGUUAAGCCCGAGCCCGAGCCCACUCCGGCCCCCGUUAAACCCGAGCCCGAGCCCACUCCGGCCCCGGUGACAGACGAAAGCCCUGGCGUUGGUGCAUGCAACCCGAACCCUUGCAUGAACGGAGGGUCGUGCGAGGUGGACCCCAACGGUGGGUACACCUGCAGCUGCGGGAGCAGCUACGGGGGGAUGAUGUGCGAGACCGACGUUACGGGCAUGUCAGAGUUCUUCAUCACAGUGGACUUCCUGGGAACGUGGAGUGACGAACGCAAGGGCGUCUUCCAAAGGGCAGCCAACAGGUGGUCGGAGAUCUUGACGCACAUCCCGUGCUCCGGAACCAACGGCAAUGGGGGUGCCGCGGGCGAGCUUACCAUCACCUCCACUCUUGAACCCAUCGACGGUGUCUACGGAACCCUGGGCUUCGCCGGGCCUCGCGGCACCUACAAUGACUGCCGCGGCAUCAGCUACUCCGGAGAGAUGACGUUCGACAUCGACGACAUCGCUGAGAUGGAGAGGCAGGGAACCUUCGAAGGUGUCAUCCUCCAUGAGAUGGGCCACGUUAUCGGCACCGGUACCCUGUGGGGUGAGUGUUCCGAUUGUGACAGCACCGGCAGCGCGGAAUGGAAGUGCCCCCUGGCUGCCCAGGUGUACAACGACUUCAUGGGCAACCCUGCUGGUUCCCGGGCCGAUAUUGUAGAGCUCGAAGGCGGAACCGGUACAAGCUGCGGACACUUCAGCGAAUCUACGUUCGAAGAUGAGCUCAUGACUGGCUUCGUCAAUGCGGGUACGAUGCCGCUUUCGAAGCUGACGUGCGCGUCUCUGGCUGACCAAGGCUACGUCGUCCAAUCGUCGAAGGCGGACUCGUACACCGUUCCGUCGCGUCGGGACCCCUCCGCCCGCCAGGGCGAGACGAAGACAUACAAGCUUGCGGAGAGCACCGACGACACGACCAUCGACGUUUGCAACGAGGAGGGAGAGAUCGUCGACACCAUGCAAGGGAAGAGGAUCCGCUUCUGAUCCGAACGACUGCUUGCAAGAGGAACACCGCUGUGCCCCAAAAUAUGCUGCGAGUUUAGCUACUGCUUCCCAAGCGGCCGCUGAAGUUCACGAGCGUGCAGAGGACAUGAUGCAUCUUGUGCGGUGUUCAGGAUUGUUUAGAAUAUAUAGCUACAAACUAGCGUGUUUGCUCACAAGCUAUAACAAGUACCGUCGCCUGUUUUCCCAUUUCGCUUUGGUACUCUUUUGUUUUUAGCUUCGGCACACUUAGAUUCAUGCAAUUUUUUAGCCCAACACUUGGGAAUGCACCAUGCUAUUUACUGUUCCAGAGGUGUCGGGCCGUUUUCGCGUCCGUCGGUUGCUGGCCCUUUCUGCGGACCCGAAAGAUCAGCCACUCGUCGAUAGCGUUUCUACCUACUGCUGUGGAAAUCUCGCCCAAUGUGAUUGCUGUUUAGCUACUACCCUCAGACGUGCAUACUUUUGAUGCGCGAACCAGUGCCGUCUCCUACUCGUAGAUGUUGCACCUUUGUCCAUCCUUUGUGUGAUUGACAGGUGCUGUGUGUGAAUUUGUUUGGCUUUUUACACGGGUUGCUGUCGUUCGUGAGGAAUAUAGCCGUUGUCCCCAUCCCGUACGUAAGCAAGGUGCCCGUCACCAUAUCGUUGUGCAUUGAAUGAUGUUUUUUUUUUACGGUUUGGUCCCAGUGGAUGAACCGGCAGAAUUAGCGGUGCGUUUUCCGGAUCACACUAGCACUCCUAAGGGGGAGGACUUUACUCUUGGUCUCUUGGUAUAUUUUCGUGGCUA